CUGCUCAUGCUCAAUGACUUGUCGCCUCUGUUAAAUGUGAUAUCUCUUGUUCAGACGUCGUGGCACACUGAUACUUGAAGGGUUUUCACGGCUGCCUGUUACUAUUAAUCAAACAGACGGAAUUCAAGAGGUCCAUGUGUUGGUUGACGUGGCUCUGAAGUGUUUGACCGUUGAAGCGUCUUUCCCGCUCACGUUGCCCAGUCUUCAGUCCUCGUCCUUCUCCUCCACCUCCUCCUCCUCCUUGGCUGCCGGACUGCUCUUGAGCCCACCUGAGGAGUUUCCAUACAGACCAGCAUAGGUUGGCUGAGGCAGUGCCGCGUGGAGUCAUGGUCCAGAGGCCUGGUGAUGGCGGCGUCCAGCUGACAGUGACCCAGGCUCCCCUGGCCCUGUUGUGUGUGUUUCUGCUGCUGGGCUGCGGUGGGGUGGCAUCGUCAGGUGAUGGCAGUGGCAGCGGCAGCGGCGACGGCGGUAGCAGCCAGCUCUCAGCUCUGCAGGACCUGUUGGCGCGGUAUGGGGACAACGCCACCAUCUCGGUGCCCCAGCUGCGGGCGCUCAUGGCCAAGCUGAGCCAGGCCGCCCAGGGUGAGAACAGCACUACGGACACACCGCAGCAGCAGCAGCCCCCGCCACGCACCAACUCCUCCAGGGUGAGUCAUGCUUGUUUGUCAGCGGACACGCUGGCGGUGCACAGCAUGAGCGAGGCGUCUCGUGUGGACGGCCGGGGGCUGCAGGAGCUGUGCCCCACCAUGCUGCAGCAGCUGGACCAGCGCAGCUGCACCGCCAGUCAGGAGACGCCGGCCGACGCCGAGCCCAGCAGCCGACCCACACCCGGCGAAGUGUGGGGUUAUGGCUUCCUGUGCGUGACUCUCAUCUCGCUGUGUUCGCUGGUGGGGGCCAGCGUGGUGCCCUUUAUGAGGAAAACCUUUUACAAGCGCCUGCUGCUCUACUUCAUAGCCCUGGCCAUUGGCACGCUCUACUCCAACGCCCUCUUCCAGCUCAUCCCAGAGGCCUUUGGAUUUGACCCCUUGGUGGAUUAUUACGUGUCCAAAUCGGCUGUUGUCUUUGGAGGCUUUUACCUCUUUUUCUUCACCGAGAAGAUUUUGAAGAUGAUCCUGAAGCCAAAGAGCGGGGGCCACGGCCAUGACCACAGUGGGCAUGGGCACAGCCACUACCCGGUGGAGCGCUACACGUCUAACGGGGACAUGGAGGACGGCCUGACGGAGAAGCUGCAGCAGAACGGCGAGGCGGGCGGUAGCCUGUCUCUCUCCCGUGUGGACGGCGAGCUCAAGGGGAUCGGUGAGGACGACAAGAUGCUCGGCACGCGUCCCGCGCUGCAGGACGCCCAGAGCACAGGAGGAGGUGGUGGUGGGGGCGGUGGCGCGGGACACGGGCGUGGGGGCUGCUACUGGCUGAAGGGCACGGCCUACUCGGACAUCGGCACGCUGGCCUGGAUGAUCACGCUGAGCGACGGCCUGCACAACUUCAUCGACGGCCUGGCCAUCGGCGCCUCCUUUUCCUCCUCCAUCUUCCAGGGCAUCAGCACCUCCGUGGCCAUCCUCUGUGAGGAGUUCCCCCAUGAGCUCGGCGACUUUGUGAUCCUGCUGAACGCGGGCAUGAGCAUCCAGCAGGCGCUCUUCUUCAACUUCCUGUCGGCGUGCUGCUGCUACCUGGGCAUGGGCUUCGGGAUCCUGGCCGGCAGCCGCUUCUCCCCCAACUGGAUCUUCGCCCUGGCCGGCGGCAUGUUCCUCUACAUCGCACUGGCCGACAUGUUCCCGGAGAUGAACGAGGUGAGUCGCGAGGAGGAGGAGGCCGGGGGCAGCGGGCGCUUCCUCACCUUCGCCAUCCAGAACGCCGGCCUGCUGACCGGCUUCGCUAUCAUGCUGCUCCUCACCAUGUACUCUGGCCAGAUCCAGCUCGCCGGCUAGCACCACGCCCCAACCACCCACCCACCCACACACCACACACUAUCCAUCCUCCCCCCUUAUCUACUCCAAACCUGAGUGAAGAAGUCUCAUUCAUCCAGGUCAAUAUCCAAAGUGUCCAGCUGCAAGCAACUACUACUUUUAGCACAUUUAAAAAAAGUCCAGACGAGUUGAUUUUUACAGCCUAAGUCUUUGGAUAGGGUGAAGAAGCCAAUCUCACCUCACCUCAUCUCCCCAAAUAACUCCCUCCCCAUCCCCUUUAUGAACUGACCCCGGUAACCUCUCCGAAAGGGCUCCAAGGAAGUUCAUGGAUGAUCAGUCCUCUUCAUCUCAGUCCCUUAGGAGUUAGAGCCAGGACUCUCUCUCUCUCUCUCUCUCUCUCUCUCUCUCUCUCUCUCUCUCUCUCUCUCUCUCUCUGCCUCUCUCUCUCUGCCUCUCUCUCUCUCUUUCUCUCUGCCUCUGCCUCCACAGUGGUUGGAGAUACUCCUGGCUUGUUCUGAAGGGACCUUAGAACUUUGUAACAAUGGUGAAAGAAUUAUGCAGAAGUACUUAAGUCAUACGUACUGCGCCGUACCUCCUCUGCGAUGUGCGCACACACACUAUGCCCAAGGUUAAGCUCCUUCUCAUCUCAUCUCGUCUCGCCUCGUCUCAUCUUCUCGCCUUUCCGAACAUUUGCCUUGCCGCCUCUGCCGUCUGAGAGUCUCAUCUGGCCUCAUCUGUCAUACUGUUGCAGAAAUGAGAUGACGGGGCUGAUAUCCUUGACCACACUGUAUUUUAGGUGGAAACUUGUCGGGACUGAGGAUCAGUGUGUCCUAGCGUCAGUUCUCAUCUAACGGAGCAGUGAGAGCUCAAUGACUUUGUGAUUUCUUCCCAAUGGAGUACAACAUUAUUGCAAAAAAAGCAGCUUCUCCUUGAUUCAAACUCAUUUUACUUGGUGCAAUUCCCCUUUCUCUCUCUCUCUCUCUCUCUCUCUCUCUCUCUCUCUCUCUCUCUCUCUCUCUCUCUCUCUCUCUCUCUCUCUCUCCCACUAGAAUCAAAGUAGAUUUGUGGUAGACAGGAGUAACAGGCAGAGGAGUAAGUUACUGUAAGCCUCGUGUCUAAAAGAGUUGGGCUUGAUAUUUCCGGUAAAGGGGUAUUGGUUGAUUUGAGACCAUUCCCCAUGUCUACACGAGCUUGCCAAUCAUAGUUUUGGCACCAUUUCUAUGUCGCUAUUUAAAUGUAAUUGUCUACUUACGCAGUGCGUACUCCAACCCCUAAAAUUGCUACAAAAGGUCUUUGCAUGCAAAAACAUAGUGAAGUUUUAUUUUUCUACACACAAGUAGGCAGCAACUGGUUGUGAAUCCUCAAGACCAAAUAUGAGCCUGUAUCAGCAGUAUGGUUUUAUAUACAGUUCCAUUAUUUUAUUUUCUCAAUGUUUCCCCGCUUUCCUUUCUUUUCUUUUCUUUUUUUUUACCUCAGUGUCAAUUCCAUGUCUCCAUGUAGACGUUCUGUGUGAUGCCUGUUGAGUUCAGGCACAUAUGUCCCAGGUUGAGACUUUUUUUUGUUGAUAAAGUGCUGCUCUCAACAUAACCAAACAUUUAGUCUUUUUGAAAUGUAUUUAUGCUGUUGUGUCGUUUGUGUAAAAGUCAAAGUCAAAGUUUCGAGUAGGGUUGGGUGAGAUUUCUAGUCGAAAAGGUGCUGGUUUAUCACCAUGUGUGUGUGAGAAGUUUAUAGUGUCUCCCUUUUUUGCUCACAUGUUGAACCUUUUUUUUUUUUAAGAGGGACAACAAAGCCAUUUGCCAGAUUUGUUUCCUUUUCUUUUCUCAAAUAGCCUAGCCAUCCAUCAUUUAGAACAAUUGUAAUGUGUGUAUCAGGCAGACCCAAUAGACUGACUGUAGCAUGACUAUUACUACUAACACUAUUACCAAUACUUCUAUAUCAUACACUCAUAGACUUCCUGCUUAUUGUUAGCCUUGUUAUACAUACAGAUACAUUUAUUCUUAAAAGUUUAAAAGUCAUACUAUCAGUUUUGACUAUACUGUGAAAAUCAGACUAUGCUGACCCUCGGUGAUCACUUCACCUUUUAUGGAUACUUUUUAAAAUUCCCUUGUAAAUGUGCAGAUGGCUAACUGUAAUUGUCCUGCUGAAAAUGCUCUUAGCCAGUCUGACCCUGCCUGCCUGAAACACACCUCACCAGUUUGUGGUUGUGGGAUGGUGAGGGGGACACCUGGACCUCAUUUCAAACAUGCAGUGUUAUUGUGACUGGUGCUCAUAUAGACACAACUGCUGAAGUGGCGUGGGCUGCUGUGCCUUCCGUUUGCUAUGUCUUUUUCAGAAUCAUGUCUGGCAGUGUGGGAACAUGCUGACCUGUCCCCUGAGUAGCUAAUCAAACGUCAUUUGGGGCUUACUUUUACAUUGACACCUGCUCUGGUUGUUGUGACUAUUUGCUCACGGUUGACUAAGGCUUUUAAAAUAUGUUGCAAAGUCGCAGAAAACAGUGAAGACCCUACACAUUCAGGCUCUAUACAUUCACAAAAUGGUUUCUUUGGACCACUGAAAGUUCUAGUAAAUGAUUCUACUUUAAAAAAAAAAUAGGCCCAAGAAGAAACACCAUGUGUUUCUGUUACUCUACUACUCUUCGAACCAUAUACAAUUAAUUUCCCCUUUUUUUGUCUUGUAUUUUAAAAAAUGAAUGAGAGAUUAGUGCCAGUACAUCAUGGAAUGUCAAAUAGACAUUUAGACUGUGUGGUACUGGAGAAUGAGACCGUGUGCAAACAGUGGGCUUCUGGUCCUGUAGUCUAGACUGACACACAUCGUACUGUUACAUGCAUUUGUGGAGUGUGCUGUUGUGUACCACCUUAAUGAACUGCUAUGCACUGAUUUGAUUUGAUUUUUUUGUUUGUUUUUUUGCUUUUGUUUUCCGGUUCGUAGUUUUUUUCCUUUGUUUAUUAUGUGUGAUCUUUAAACAGAACAGUUGAGAGGCAUUUUUCUUAUAUAUUGUCCUUUAUUUUUAGAAUGACUAUCUGGAUGAAUGACUGUUGGAAGUAAAUUCUGUUUCUGUUUCUGUUGUGUGUUUGAAAGCCGAAUGCCAUUGAAUUUGUUUUAAAGACAGUAGCAUAUUUACCAGUGAUCAAACACAACAGGAAUUACCUGAAAAUAGCGUACACGCCUUUAUGGUUUCCACUGCUCAAAAUCUUUUAAUUGUGGUGGAAAUAUAAUGGUAAAAAGGACUCCAUCAGUAAUGAAUCCCAUUUGCGAUGACCGUAGUCGCUGCAACACUUUGUCAUGCAUAUAAUAUAACAAUGUGUUUGUUUGUUUUUUUCUUUGAUUUCAUGUAUGACCAUGAAUAACUGACAAUGAAAUUCACUCUAUUACACAAUAUAUAUACUGUACAAAAAAGGGUCACUUUUACGUAAAUCAAAAAGUCAUCCAAUGACUUAAUCAGAAAACUUGUACUGUUAGUUGCUGGUUUGAAUUCCACCCUUCCAUCUGUAGAGAAAUAAUCUGUAUCUUUUUGGCUUUGCACAUUCGUUUGAUCAAAACCGAACAAAACGGUCUGAUUUCAAGUGAGGCAGGUUACUGUGUAACAUGCACACAUUGAGAGUGGCCAGUCGUGUCAUUUGGGUUUGUUUGUGAUGAAGCAGUGAUGCUUUUGCUAUGCACUCUGCCAGUUUGAUGCAUUCUGGUUAGAAUUGCCUCGCAAAAGCAUCACUGCUUCAUCACAAACGAACCCAUUGUUGCAACCAUGCAGUGUUUCUGGGUGUGUUUGGAGAGUGUUUGUCUCAGGUGUUUUUCAUUCAUUCCAGUCUCCUAUGAUCAAGUUUGUCCAAUGAGUUAUUAUAACGGUCUGUCUUCAGCAGUCAGUGGAGAAGUUAAAUGUCGAUCCCGACAAUGCUUUCACACCAUUGAUUUUAAAACUGGCAGGCUUUUAAACAAAAUGUCUCAUUUUUUUGAGAUAGUAGGAGGGAAUAUGCUGAUCUACUAUUAUUUGUGAAAUAAAAAAGACAAAUAUUUGUAAA
This is a messenger RNA of Engraulis encrasicolus (European anchovy), 5920 nucleotides long. It is a transcript of the gene slc39a14, whose product is annotated as solute carrier family 39 member 14. Gene Ontology annotation, cellular component: plasma membrane. Gene Ontology annotation, biological process: intracellular monoatomic cation homeostasis; zinc ion import across plasma membrane. Gene Ontology annotation, molecular function: monoatomic cation:bicarbonate symporter activity; zinc ion transmembrane transporter activity. NCBI's taxonomy places the organism in Eukaryota, Metazoa, Chordata, Actinopteri, Clupeiformes, Engraulidae. The transcript is spliced from 10 exons. The record is from RefSeq and is a predicted model, not a curated record. Bases 327 to 1925 code for a protein of 532 amino acids.